Ixodes scapularis (black-legged tick) is the source of this 3149-nucleotide messenger RNA. Its product is annotated as Fanconi anemia group J protein. Gene Ontology annotation, biological process: nucleotide-excision repair; double-strand break repair involved in meiotic recombination. The transcript has 21 exons. Gene Ontology annotation, cellular component: nucleus. NCBI's taxonomy places the organism in Eukaryota, Metazoa, Arthropoda, Arachnida, Ixodida, Ixodidae. Bases 360 to 2939 code for a protein of 859 amino acids. Gene Ontology annotation, molecular function: DNA helicase activity; ATP binding; hydrolase activity, acting on acid anhydrides, in phosphorus-containing anhydrides. The record is from RefSeq and is a predicted model, not a curated record.
GUGCACAAAAGACACGUGGAGCAGCAAAUGCAAUCACGAUUGACGAUGACGACGAAGACUUCCAGCCAGCCAAAAAGCCGCGCCACUCUGUUCUUAAGGUUUCCGUUCGGGCUUGUGAUAUUAAGGAAACUGACGUGAGCCUACUAAAGAGCAAAGCUUCAGUGAGCACACCUGUGAAAGAAACGGGUGAGAAGCAGCCUGUCGGCACUACAGGAGCAACUGCGCCACAGACUCCUGCUAAGGGAAUUGAUGAAAAACCAAUAAAAAAGGUACCUAUUAUCUACUAUGGCACAAGAACCCAUAAGCAGAUCGCUCAAGUUGUGAGGGAGCUCAAAAAGACGGAGUACAGGAAUGCCAGGAUGUGCAUCCUGUCAAGCAGGGAGCGAACAUGCAUCCACCCUCGCAUCUCCAGGUCUUCGAACAAGAACGAAGAGUGCAAGGAGCUGCUCGACGACGUGGGCUGUAGGUUUCAAGGCAACCUGAAGAAGGGCAAGGAGUAUCCGUCCCUGUAUGAAAGCAGGACCAUCGAGCCUUACGACCUCGAAGAUCUUGUCAGGAUAGGAACGAGACAAAAGGCCUGCCCUUACUACUGGAGCUUGGACAUGGUCGACAGUUCGGACAUUGUGUUCUGCCCUUACAAUUACCUGAUCGAUCCAGUCAUCAGGAAAUGUCUGAGCAUUAACUUGGACAAUGCAGUUGUGGUGCUUGAUGAAGCCCACAAUAUCGAAGACAUCAGCAGAGAGGUGAUGAGCCUCAGCAUCACUCAGGAUCAAAUCAGAGACAUUAUAAUGGACUUAGAAGACAUGAUACGCCAAGACGCGCUGCCAGACCUUCAUCAUUCCCUUGCGAGAGUGAUGUCCAAGAUCAGUGUCUGGAUAUCCCAGCAUUCGGACCACCUGAAUGACUACCGCAGCUUCGAGCAGUCUGGCAAGGUCUGGUCGGGCAACGACAUCAUCGCCCUCAUGAUCGACAUUGGACUGGGCCCCGAAGCUUUCGAGUCAUUCCGGAAAACUGUGGCGCUCGUCACAAGCGUCGAGAAAGAUCCAGAAAAGUACCAGCCCAUGCUUCUCGCAUCUACAUCUGCCAUCCUCCAGAAUCUGGUCAUUAUCUUGGACUUCUUCUAUCGCAGCAACAUGAAGUACAUGAGCGACUUCCGGGCUGCAGUGGUGAAGUCUGUGUCCAAAAGGAGGCGCUCUGAGGCAGCUGGCGGGUGGCAUACAAAGAGCUCAGCUGGGAGUUCUUCCUGGACUCACACUUUGAGCUUCUGGUGCUUGAAUCCUGCAGUGGCCAUGUCGGACAUCAAGGACAAGGUGCAUUCCCUCAUCGUGGCUUCGGGAACACUGAGUCCAAUGGAAUCCUUUGAGUCGGAACUGGACAUGCCCUUCAAGAGCCAGCUGCAAGCCAAGCACGUUAUUCCUCCAGAUGGGGUUUGGAUUGGAGGCAUUGCAUGUGGACCUUCAAAGCUGAAACUCACCGCAAAUUACAGAACAGUAGAGACAUAUGUGUUUCAGGACGAAAUUGGCAGCAUUCUUCUUGACAUCUGCAAGACUGUACCUUUCGGGGUUCUCUGCUUCUUUACAUCAUACGGCAUGAUGAACAAACUGGUGCAGCGAUGGCGGAACACCGGCAUGUGGGACAACAUCUCUGAGCACAAAUGCAUCUUCGUGGAGCCGCAGAAGGCAGAUGCCGCAAGCUUUGAUGCCUCCAUGGUGGAGUAUUGCAGAUAUGCUACCAGGGAAGCCGUGGAUGUUCCGGGCACGGGAGCGCUUCUCCUCGCCGUGUGUCGAGGGAAAGUGAGCGAGGGAAUGGACUUUGCGGACAACACCGCAAGAGCUGUCGUGACGGUUGGAAUUCCCUUUCCAAAUGUCAAGGACAUCCAGGUGGACCAGAAGCGCAAGUACAAUGACCAAUGCAGCAAAUCAGGGAGGCCGGUGAUGUGCGGAAACUUCUGGUACGAGACUCAAGCCUUCCGUGCUCUCAACCAAGCUCUUGGAAGAUGCAUACGGCACAGGCUGGAUUGGGGUGCACUGAUUGUGGUGGAUCAACGUUUCUCUGAGAACGGUCGUUAUCAGAAAGCCUUAUCCAAGUGGAUCAGAGACAGAUUUCGGUGCUUCAAUCGAUAUGAAGAAGCCAUGGGCUCCUUGAAGGCAUUCAUGGAUUCAAAAAUGAGCACUGAAGAUGCACAGUGUGCCAAUGGUGCUGUCGCAAGCUGGGCAGGACCUCCAACUCUGGAAGCAAUGAUGGUUGCAGGCACUAGUAAUGGCUAUGCUUCAACAGGACUAGUCAACUGUGACCACAGCUUGAUCUUGACUGGAGAUGUCACCAUGUCCACCGGCUCUGCAAGUGUCUUCGAGUUGACAGAUGAUAGCAGCCAGGAAGCCUGCAUGAUAGUGGAUGGUGGUGUGCUGUCAUCAAGCACUGUGGAAAUGAGCACCUUACAAACUGAGUCUACCGUCGGGCAGAUGGACCAUGGGGUGUCAUCGACUGUGGUUAUGUCCCUAGAUGCAUCAACAGCAGACUGCACAUCUGACAAAGACAGCAUAAUUCUUUCGCCAGCCUCCACGAACACGGAAGAAACUGUGGAUUCAUUGAAUGUCGUGGAAAUCAAUCCGUGCAAAAAGCACUGUAAUGCCGAAAGAAUGUGUGAAGAGGCAUCAGGUUCAAGUGGGAUGUCUAUGGGAACACCAGCUGUGAAUUGUGUGUUUGAUGAAGACACCAUAAUUGGUUCGCCAACCUCCGUAAGAAUGGGAGAAACCACGGAUUCUCUGAAUGUCGUCGAAAUGACCGCAUACGAAAAUCGCUGCAGUGACGAUGUAAAUAAGUGUGGACAGGUAUCAAGUUUGAGUGUGAUGUCUGUGGAGGCACCAGCUGCGAGUGAUGAGGACACUAUAAUUCUUUCGAGUCCGCUGCACUCGGCUGACAGUCCAGAAAUAUUUUAAGCCUUGACUUUAGGUACCUUAAACGCGUACGUAGUAUUUUACUUCAGUCGGCGCUAUUUGGAAUCGUGUUUGCCUUUUUAUUGAAUGUCGUUUUCAACAGCAGACAUUUUGGGGGUCUUUGUUUGUGUGUUAUCUGUGGCUUGUAAUGUAUUGAAACAUGUUCAUUACCAUAUAUUUUGUAAUAAAUAAAGCUACGGUUAUGUUUCGUAC